AUGACAUCAACUUGUGGUUGGCAAUCCACAUCUGAUUGGGGACGUUAUGAAAUGUACACGAUAAGGGAUGAUGCACUUCUUACGACGUCCAUUAGCGAGGGAACCUUGUACGUUAUAGAUGUUGGUGGGUCAGAUGAUGAGCCCGAUGUGGAUCCACCCCGAGAGGCCAGUCCCGAUGAUACAGAAGUUGUAUUAUUUUUUGAACCAGAGUCUGUUCCAACCAAACCUGAAGAUGGUGAAGGAGAUUCAAAUGAAGAAGAAGAAGAUCUACAAUUCAUGGCGUACUUGUCUCCAGUCCAUAUGCAUAAUGUCGAUCUAUCAGCAGAUGAUGCAUUAGAGUUUCCAAAUGUACCACACAUGAGGCGUGACCACACAAGUUCAUCGUUGGAUUCGUGUGAAUUGAAAGUUGGUAAGGAGUUUUCUAGUAAUGAUGGUUUUCUCGAUGCAUUAAAGCAAUAUAGCAUCAUGAAUGGGGUUAACUACAACAUGAUUAAAUUCAAAUCUACGAAGUUCGAGGCCAAGUGUUUCACAAGAUCAUCUCAAGCUGGAUUUAGAGAUGGUAGCGGGCUUAAUACUACUGAUAGUGAAAACGGAUCUCAUGACUGCUGUGCCUGGGUAGCUAAGCAAAAGGCGUUGGAUAAUAUGCACAAUGGGUGGGAAGCUUCAUACAAUGAGGUGUGGCAGCGGUGUCAGGUGCUGGAGAUGUACGUCCCAGGUUACAUAACAGACCUUCAAACAGUUCCUGCGGACUACAACGACCGCUUACUCCGUGGAUACCAAGUGUUCAAGCAUCUAUAUACCCGUCGGCUAUUGCUAGCUGUGGUACAAUAUGGUGAUGGGAGAAUCCUUCCAAUUACGUUUGUAAUAACACUGGGGGAGUCAGGUGACGAAUGUGAUUUCUUUCUUUCUAAGUUGAGGAGGCAUGUCUGCCCCCAACCUGAUAUCUGUUUUAUAUCGGAUCGAGGAGCUGGAAUACUAGCUAUAAUUGAGCUAUAG
Molecule: messenger RNA, 996 nt
Organism: Gossypium raimondii (Peruvian cotton)
Lineage: Eukaryota; Viridiplantae; Streptophyta; Magnoliopsida; Malvales; Malvaceae
Exons: 4
Coding region: 1-996 (331 amino acids)
Source: RefSeq, a predicted model, not a curated record